AUGUCACAUUGUAACGACAAUCCGACACAAGAAGAAGAAAAGGGACCACAGAAACCAAAAUCAGAUGAAAGGUCCCCCCUGAAUGAUAACGGGUAUGUCACCAACAACUCUAAAGCUAUCUGUGGCGUUUGUAAGCGAAUGUAUAGAGACCCAAAAAUUCUUCCUUGUCUUCAUACGUUUUGUGCUGACUGCGUCCGACAACUUGAACCGUUCUCAGUUUUGGGAGUUAACGGUAAACCGCUCUCACGAGAAAAUCCGGCGCUUUUACGCGACCAAGCAGCAGUAACGGUUUUAUGUCCCGAAUGUGACUCCGAAGUGGACCUUCCGUCAUCGGGGGUGGAUGGGUUGACCACAGACCACCUUGCUCUUGACGAGGUCUUUAUGGAAACGCUUUUGAUCGAAAACAGCGUAGUAUGUGACCUGUGCGCCGAUAGCGAUGCUGAGAAACGUUGUGCGGUGUGUUCCGUGAAUCUUUGCGAGUUCUGCAGCAAAGCCCACAGGAGACAGAAGAAGACAGCUGCUCAUUCCAUUCAAAACCUGGAAGAGCUGAAGUCUCAGGGUCAUCUCUCCAGACCUGUCAUGUGCUCUCUGCACCCAGGCCAGGAACUACGUCUUUUCUGUGACCCUUGUGAUAUCACUGUCUGCAUCGAGUGUGCCUCCACUUUUCACAGAGACCAUAAGUGCACCCCUACUCAGGACGUCAUCAAUCGCCAUGGAGACAAUAUCCGAGAGCUUGUCACCGGAAGCCUUCGGCCACGGCUCGAGCGCCUGGAGGAGUCCUUGCGUCGGGUAGAAGUUUCUCAGGAGGCUUUGCACACGAAGGCUGAGACGCUGGCAAAAGAGAUAAGAACGUUCGCAAGAAGCUACGCCAUUGCGGUAGAAACCCACUGCUGUUCCCUGCUACGCACACUGGAGGACAUGAGGCUACAACGAAGGAACCAGCUCCAUCUGCAGAAGGCACAGCUGCAACAGGCGUUGUGUGACGCACGGGGCGCGGUGGAGUUUGCUGAACGUUUGCUCACGUGUGGGUCAGAUGUGGAGAUUCUCAGCACCAAGGGGGUCACCAUGAGGAGGCUGGUAAACCUGGUGGAGUCUGGAUAUGACCCCCACCCAGCAACCGUCGCCCAGGACAGUGGGAGCAGCAUUUGCUUCCUGCCUCUGGAGAUCGCAGGACAGGUGGACGGAUACCCUGUGGUAGGAGUCUUACAUGACAAAACUGUGGACCCCGGCAAGUGCACCAUCCAGGGAGAAGGUGUUCAGCAGGGUCGUGAGGGCCAGCGGGGGAAGUUCACGCUCGUCUGCAGGGACUCGGCAGGGGAGCAGAUGAGCAAAGGAGGAGAUGCAGUUUUGGUCAGCAUAGUGCACAAGGAGAAGAAAGACUGCACAUUGGAGGCAUCUGUGGUGGACAACAACGAUGGUUCGUAUAGUGUUUCUUACACACCUGUGGAACCGGGCCCUUACUCCGUGUGGGUGUGUGUGAAAGCCCAGCAUGUUAAGGGUUCACCAUUUGUGUUGGCCGUGAAGAGAAAGUUCCGGAGACACCGUGGCACAUUCCACUGCUGCUCUUUCUGCUCCAGCGGAGGUGCUAAAGAGGCCCGAUGUGCCUGUCCAGGGACAAUGCCAGGGGGGUUCCAGGGCUGUGGGCAUGGCCAUAAAGGACACCCUGGGAAGCCACACUGGUCCUGCUGUGGAAGUGUUGUGGAGAAGUCUGAGUGUCUUUCACAGAGGGUGGGGCCAGACUCCCCCCGUGGAUGCCUCCGCACUGUGGAACUCUGA
Chanos chanos (milkfish) is the source of this 1776-nucleotide messenger RNA. It is a transcript of the gene trim45, whose product is annotated as tripartite motif containing 45. Gene Ontology annotation, molecular function: ubiquitin protein ligase activity; zinc ion binding; protein binding. Bases 1 to 1776 code for a protein of 591 amino acids. The transcript is spliced from 6 exons. Lineage: Eukaryota; Metazoa; Chordata; Actinopteri; Gonorynchiformes; Chanidae. The record is from RefSeq and is a predicted model, not a curated record. Gene Ontology annotation, cellular component: nucleoplasm.